Messenger RNA from Mustela erminea (ermine), 7199 nucleotides. It is a transcript of the gene RBFOX2, whose product is annotated as RNA binding fox-1 homolog 2. Lineage: Eukaryota; Metazoa; Chordata; Mammalia; Carnivora; Mustelidae. Bases 474 to 1679 code for a protein of 401 amino acids. The record is from RefSeq and is a predicted model, not a curated record. Gene Ontology annotation, molecular function: mRNA binding. Gene Ontology annotation, cellular component: nucleus; cytoplasm. Gene Ontology annotation, biological process: regulation of alternative mRNA splicing, via spliceosome; nervous system development. The transcript has 14 exons.
AGUGUUCCUUCUGACGCACUUAAAGCCGGGAACAUAUAUAUCAUUUUGGAUCCUGGAUACCUUGUGCUUCCUACCGUUUUUGUUUUCCUCUUUACGGAGCCCAUGGUCUUUUCCCCAGCUGUCAUUCUCUGCCUCUUGAGUUUCUGGUGGAGUUGUCAGUUUAAAACCAACAGUAAUAGCCAAUCUCCUGUACAGUUUUCAGUCUGCAACUGGUCACUCCAUUGGAGCUUUUUGCUUUUUCCCUGAACAGUUCUUCUGGGUAGUGUUGACUCUUACUGGGGUGGAAGCCUGGGCUGAACCAAGCUCCAGCUUCAUCAUCUGAGCCAGCAUACCUAUCCGCGUAGACUGGGAGUCGGCCAAGGAUUUUCUGGUGCUACCUAGUUCUUUUGGAAGGACAGCCAGAGCAAACAAGGCAAAAGUGUAGACACUUUGGGUACUGUCUUUAUCUGAAGAUUUUUUUUUCCCCCUUUGCUAUGUAUGGUGUAUAUUGUAUGGAUUAUCAAUAUCCUGUUGUCCAGGGUAACCAGGAGCCAACAACAACUCCUGACGCAAUGGUUCAGCCUUUUACUACCAUCCCGUUUCCACCACCUCCACAGAAUGGAAUUCCCACAGAAUAUGGAGUGCCACACACUCAGGACUAUGCCGGCCAGACCAGUGAGCAUAACCUGACACUCUACGGAAGCACGCAAGCCCACGGGGAGCAGAGCAGCAACUCACCCAGCACACAAAACGGAUCUCUCACGCAGACGGAAGGGGGAGCCCAGACAGAUGGCCAGCAGUCACAGACACAAAGUAGUGAGAACUCAGAGAGCAAAUCCACCCCUAAACGGCUGCACGUCUCUAAUAUUCCCUUCCGCUUCCGGGACCCCGACCUCCGACAGAUGUUUGGGCAGUUUGGCAAAAUCCUAGAUGUAGAAAUAAUCUUUAAUGAACGUGGCUCUAAGGGAUUCGGGUUCGUAACUUUCGAGAAUAGUGCUGAUGCAGACAGGGCCAGGGAGAAAUUACACGGCACCGUGGUAGAGGGCCGUAAAAUCGAGGUGAAUAAUGCUACAGCACGUGUAAUGACCAAUAAGAAGAUGGUCACACCAUAUGCAAAUGGUUGGAAAUUAAGCCCCGUCGUUGGAGCUGUAUAUGGCCCUGAGUUAUAUGCAGCAUCCAGCUUUCAAGCAGACGUGUCCCUAGGCAAUGAUGCAGCAGUGCCCCUGUCGGGAAGAGGGGGUAUUAACACUUACAUUCCUUUAAUCAGUCUCCCUUUAGUUCCUGGCUUCCCUUACCCGACUGCAGCCACCACGGCGGCCGCUUUCAGAGGAGCCCAUCUGAGGGGCAGAGGGCGGACGGUAUACGGUGCGGUCCGAGCGGUACCUCCAACAGCCAUUCCCGCCUAUCCAGGUGUGGUUUACCAGGACGGAUUUUACGGUGCUGACCUCUAUAUAGAGUCUGCAAACUGCUUCAGAUCCAACAGGGCGGAUACGCAGCCUACAGAUACGCCCAGCCCGCCACUGCGACUGCGGCCACAGCUGCCGCCGCCGCUGCCGCCGCCUACAGCGAUGGUUACGGCAGGGUGUACACAGCCGACCCCUAUCAUGCCCUGGCCCCUGCCGCUAGCUAUGGAGUUGGCGCUGUGGCGAGUUUAUACCGAGGUGGCUACAGCCGAUUUGCCCCCUACUGAAGUGACGUGAGACCCUGCAAAUGGGACAGCCCCCCAGUUCAUGAGGCCUGGCUAUUGCAAUAUUUACUAGUAGAGGAACUCUAUAGCAAGAUGAAGAGGAAAACAAACAAACAAACAAAAAAAAACACAAAAAAAGAGAGAAUACUUUUUUAUACCUCACUAUGUUCUUUGAAUAUGUAUUUUUCCUUUACAUUUCUGCCUUUAAUUCUUUUGUUCCAAAGAUUGUGCAUUUUUUUCUUUUUAUUUUCUUUUUUUUUUUUUUAACUGUGGUAAAAAAAAAAAAAAAUAAUGCAUUUCCAUGUCUGUAUGUCCGUGCUUAGCUUAUUCUGUCAAUCACGGAAGAGGCAGUUAAUGAGGAAGGGGAGACCCUAAGAGCUGACGAAUGCAUGUGAUCAGAAAUCAGCAGACAGAGCUACCAAAGUGUAUGCGGUGCUGAGUGGCUGGGGGGCGAGCACACGUGGAGGAGAUCUUUCUGCACCAGGGUGUUCUUCUGGUCUUCUGAGUUUCUGGUCUCCGGCAGGCAGUUCUGAUGGGCUGCGGCCGGAAUCCACAUGCUGAUAGGCGACAGGAAUUUGUGCUUGCAAAGCACGAGGAUUAAAAAGACACUUUCUCUUCCCUCCUGUCUUCUCCAUCCUUUCUACAAUCAUCUUACCUGCACAGCCUGAGACAGUUGGCAUCGUCUUUGGAAUUAUAGUAUUAAUAUUUCCAAACAUGCUCUCAGACUGUGGCUAAUAAACACCUCAUUAGGAAACUGAUCUCAAAAUGAACUCUGGAGUGUGAAAAAGACGAUUCUCUUCUUUCCUGAGAUCCUAGCACUCCUGCUGGGCUUCUUCCCCUUUCUCUGAACCACAGCUUAGCUCAUCUGUCCUUCUAUGAACUCCCUGCUCCCGAGUCCUCAAGAGUCAGGAAUUUAGGACCCAGGGACAGGAGAAUAAAUAGCCAGCGACCACAUUUCUCAGCUGGAGGGUUAGAAGUACGAAGUGUCGGCAGCCAGUAAAGAGGGUAAGGAAGAGAAAAGAGAUCUCGGAUGAUGUCCGGCAGGGCUCCGAUAGUCCUGGGCUUUCUCUGGCCUCAGGAGGUCAGUACAAGGUAUGAAGCAUACGAAGAGUGUUGGCAAAAGAUGAAGCACCGAGUCCUGGGGCGGCUGUCCCUGGACGUUUGUGGUGAUCAGGGCGUGUAAGGGCAGGCAAAGGUACUUUGUACUAGCUAGCUCCAAAGCCAUAGGAAUUUCCAUCUUCCAGAGCAUUCUGUGAGCCACUUCUCUGUCCAUGGUCUUGAGCUCCCAUGGCCUCUCCGCCUGGCUCGUCAUUAUCCUCCAAAGACACCCACCCGAGCACUUGACCCCUUGGCAUACAUGAACACUACAGGACACAAAAUCCAGAGCCCCCGGGGUUCCUCCCCUCCCCUAGUGGAAGGAGGGUGUGACCUGGCAAAGAUCUCGUGUUGCCAGAAAGAGUCGUGCGGUGGCCACUGUGGCAAGUCACUCCUGUGGCCCCCCCAGCUUUGACUUCACGCAUAUAGACAAAGUAGGGGAGAAGGCGUUUCUCUUCUGGCUACUAGCUGUCAGCGAUAAAGGCAAGGGUCCUGCAGCAUUUCCAAAACGAAGGCAUUAGAAAACAGAAAAGCACGGUCUGUUUGGCUCCCUGGUCUAUUCACAUUGGUACUAGGGUGACCUCUCACCCAAGGGAUAGCUGCUAAAGGGAGUAAUUCAGAGACAUGGAGCUUCCGGUUUGUUAUGGGUUUGUUUUCCAUUUGUUUUGUUGUUUUGUUUUGUUUUGUUUUUUUACUCCUGCCUCCACACAUGUUCUUGACUGAUAACUGAUUCAUGUCCCUGAAUUAAAAUGACUGACCUAUGACAGCAUCAAGCAUUCUUUGUAAGCAGAGUGAUCUAUCCGGGAGGGACUGGCCUAUUGUGUAAAGUACAUGCCUUCUCCCCCAGUGGAGCCCUCUCUCUGCCGAUGACUGAGGGAGAGGCUUUUCCUGGAAUGAGGGAGACAUCAAGGAAGCUAGAGGCCUCGAUGCAAUCUUACUGAUGCUGGGGAGGAAGGCAUGGACUAGGGGAUAAUCAGACUGCCCCGGCCAUUGGCCAUUUUUAUGGGUUCCCCUCCCCAAGCCAAAGUUUGGUUUGUUGCUGUUAAGACAAUUUUUGUUGUAUGUAUAUAAAUAUUUUAGUUAGAGGAAGGGGGUUGGGAUGUGGGGCUUUCACUGUUCUAGGAAAUGGGGGCAGGGAAGAUUUUUUUGUCUUUUCUUUUCUUUUGCUUUUGUUUUGAGGGAGAGCUUUUACUCACUAAAGAAAGAGAAAUUUCAUGUCAUGUUCAAAUAGGGGCCAUUCACAGAAAUGGCAAGCCACCGCGCAGUGGAGACAAGGCCAAAUUUUAAAUGGUUGUGUCUGUAGCAGGGGAGGAGAAUAGGGGACUGAGUUUAGUAUUUUUCUCUUCAUUUUUCCAAGAAAGAGACAAGAAUGGCGGGCAAGGUAGAGAAGGCAGCUCCCACUUUUAAAAGAGGUAGAAGCUCGAGCUUGGGCUGCCUUUACUGCAUUUCAGUUCAGCUGGUUCUGGCUGAGGACUCGGCAGGCAAGCUCUGUGCGUUCUGCUGCAUUUCUAGGGAUGGUUGUAACACGGCUUCCUCCAGAUCCUUUUUCUAAGGGAGGCAAAGCAGACUUCCGCUUUCGCUCAAGGGCCUCUGCUCUUCAGCGUCAGCACCGAGAGUAGGAGCUCUUGUGAGCGCCCAGAUGAGAGCACAGCGGCCUCCCCAUCUCCCUUUGAGCUCUGAGACUCCGCCCAGCCGGCUUCACCGGAGGCAGGUUCCUCGAAGCAUCAGUGCUUGUCCGCUCCCAGCUGUGGUUCCCGUUGGACUAGGAAACAGAGGCGGAAGAGAGUUUGGCAUCUGUGGGUCGUUAGAGGACGCUGGUUGAUGAUUCCAAAAAACACUGCUGCUGAGUCACAGCACGUGAAUGAUUUCCACAGCUUUACUAUAGCUCACGACGUGGACUUGCAUACUUAGCAUCUUACUCCUAGAAGCCGGCCUCCUGUAAGGAGACCGCUAGCGAAAACCUUUAUCGCCUGACCCUCUUUCGGCCCAGAGAGCUAACCUUCGGUCCUUUCUGGAAUCCGUGUUUGUGGCUCAGCUCCCGUGAACCCAGCUCAGCCACUGCAACUCACCAUUUUUAAGGCUCUCAGGUUUCCCCAGACUUCCCAUCACCACCAUCCUCCGACAGCCACGGGUGGGAUUGAGCCAAUGUUACUUUUUCUUGAAAAAGAAGGGGUCUGGGGCCAACCUCUUAGUUCAAGGGGAGCUAGUGGAGAUUAUUCAAUAGAAACCAGUGGUAGCCGCUUUUCCUCAAAAGUCUAACUCCUCAGGGGCUGAACCGCUCUUACUUUAGGUUCCCGUUCCUAUUCCUAGCGAUGUCGCAGACACGUGGGUGAGCACUACCCCCAUCACCAGUCACUUAGCUUCCAGGUGGGAGGGACGUCCUAAACUCGGGAUUGAAGCCGCCCCGAGGGUCUGCCAGAAGGGCUUCAUAACCCCCCUUCCCUGGGACAGGACAGCGGGGGCCCAGUGGGGGCCCCUCUGGGAGGCGCCCCGGCCAGGAGCGCCCUCCCCUCUCGCCCAGCCUGGCCUCCUCUGCUGCUUGCAACCUCUAGCUCAGCAACAUUUGCAGAAUUGCAGAUCCCCCACCCCCACCGCAAUGAUAGGAAGAAAGGGACUUCGGGGGUGGGGAAGGAAUAGUGGUGUUUUAAAAAGCAUACGUGGUACCUGUUUGCACUGUUUUAAGAUAGGAAGAAAGACUAGUGGGCGAGGUGAACAUCAGACGUAAAUCUGUGUUUUUGUUUUGUCACGCUCUUGAAAAUGUCUGGCCAUCUGUAGUACAUACCAGUGAGACUUGGUUCUGUUACGUAAAACACUAUUUUUUUUCUUUUCUUUUCUUUUCUUUUUUUUUUUUUUUUUUUUUUUGGUAAUGUUACUGUCCAGAAGCCUCUUCCCUCCCUUUCCCUUUUCCUCUGUACUUCCUCCAUACUUGCUUUACUGAUCACCCAGGCAAUAGCCAUCCAGGAGCUAGAGCGUGGAGCAGGACCCUCUCCGGGUGGGCGCCGGGUGUCCUCAGCCAGCCCCCCCGCCCGGUGUAGUGAGCGCGGUCGAGUCCGGGCACCUGCCUUUCAGAUAAGGCUUUCGGCCCCGGCUGCGGCCUGGUCUGCAGUUCCUGAAUCAGAUGCUCUAGGAAUGAGGAGCCGAGGGCGCGGGGGAAUCUCUCAAGUUACCCAAGUUGGUACCCAAGUUGGCUGUAGGAGCUGUUCUCCCCGUUACCGGACUGUAGCCAGUGAACAGUUUACUCAGGAAAACGGUAGAUCAACUCAGCCAUGGUAGUGCUGGUCGGCAGGGACUGGUAACCGAGAGAGCCGCUCGUCAGCCAAAACGCAAGCCUUGCCUUUAAGGAGACUGCCCUCGGGGGGCCCGGUCCGCUCGGGCUCGCGGUCACACGCGGGGCGAAAAGGGACCGUCAGCCCUCUUCCCCCCACCCCCACCCCCUGGCCCCAGUUACCGACGCCAGGUUCCCAGGGGGUACGUGCGGUUUUGAAUUUUUUAAAAAGACUUUUGGUUUGGUUUUUCUGGGGACUGAUAAGUGCUUUAAGCAACGUCUAUACCCCGUCGAGACUCCCAGCUUAGCCAUUUUCUCGUGUUUUUCUGUUCACAGUAUUUUCGUGUGUGUGUGCUUGUUUGGGCAGCUCCUUUUGGCUGUAUUAUAUAUCGAGUGAUGAAUUGAUCCUCUUUUUUUACCCUAAGGGAUAUGAAUUGUUUUUUUAUCUUGUGUUAUAAUUCUGCUUUGUGAAUGGCUGGAGCAAACCUGGGGCCUGACACACGUCAGCCGGGGCUGCGAAGUGCGGACGGGGCUGGUGGGGUUGCCUUGUCCCUGACAGGCUGGCCUCCCUGCGUCUCUGAGCUUUUCAGUCCGAAUCUCUGCAAGGCUAAAAACGCCACAGAACCUCUCCUCUUCUCCCCACUCCCCAUGGCAGGGACUGGACCAUCCCGACAUACGACACGCAGCUUCCCCGGCCCCUCCCACUGCCAUGGCGAAACAGGUACCUUUGGGGCGUGGGGGCAUCACGUGGGAUGCUUGUGUAACCACCUCGCCUUCUCUCCCCACCCCCCACCCCCAGAGUCACUUCCUAGGACACCAGAGCUGCUUGCCCAGGGUCCUGUUUCCCUGCAAACCCCAGAGAAGCACCCCGGGGCUUUGUGACAGUCUCUAACUCCCUCCCCUUCUCGUUAAGAAUCCUAUUGUAUAGUAGCUUUCGGACCAUACAGUAUUCAUUGGGUUACUCCUAUUAUUAUCAAGUAGCUGGAAUUGUGAAGGUCGGAGUAGUUAGAUCUUUAGCUUUUAUUCCUUAUUUUUUUGUAUUACUAUCCAUGUGUAUAAAUUAUUGAUCAUGUUGCUGGCUUUUAUAAACUCUAAGCGAAGGAGGAGGAGCGCUGCCUCUGCCUUUGCAAACGGUAAUGAAGCACUGUUUUUAAAUAAAAGAGAGAAACACCA